CCGCGAAUUGCGUGCAGAAGCGUUGAGUUGAGCUGAGCUGAGGUGGGGGGCAGCGGGAGACGUUGCGCCGGUGUUUGAUUUGAACUGUGGAGCUGGGGCAAAUUUGCAAGCAACGGAUGGACGGACCUCGGAGAAGAAUGAAUGCGUGCGUGCAGCCCCGAGGGAAGAAUUAUGAGCUCACGAGGAGCUCCGGUCGUGCACGAGGGCGAUGAUCCUCGAAUGUGAGGAAGGAAGGAAGGAAGAUUGGUCGAUCGAUUUUGAUCGAAUGUGCGUGUGGCCGUGGUUCGAAAAUCCAUUUCCGCGCGAGGAGGAGGAGCAUUCGACUGCGCAAAGAUGGACGAGUAUCAGCACAUGGAGAGGUUUAGCAUGGAGAACGAUUACACCGACGGCCAGUGGGUCGGUGGAGAGUAUUUCUAUCGGAAGCGGAAAGAGAAGCAUAACCAGACGAAGGAAGAGGCGUUGUAUGGAGUCUUUGAGGAGAGCGAUUCCGAUGAGGAUUCUUCCAAAAGAAGACGGCGUGGGGAUUUGAUGAAGAAGAGUGAUUUGACGAAACCUGUAGCGUUCGUGUCGACUGGGAUCGUGCAGCCCGCGGAGGAGGCCGAGAAGGUCGCAGCAGAUGACGAAGAAGCGCAGGCGGAGAGGCCGGGAUUAGGUUCAGGAUCAUCGGGGUUCAAGGCUGCCAUGGCGAGGAAUGAUGAGGACGAGGAUCAAGAUCUUCUGCCCACUGCAUUCGGUCGCCAAAUUCUCGAGGCCGCCGAGAGGAGACAGAGACAGAAGGAGAAGGCUCAAAUUUCAGCAUCCACGAGCAAAGCUUCGGAGCAUGGCAUUUCUGGAGGUCCUGAGGUGGGCACAUUUGAGAAGCACACGAAGGGAAUAGGGUUGAAAUUGCUGGAGAAGAUGGGGUACAAAGGAGGUGGGCUGGGUAAAAACCAGCAGGGAAUUGCGGCCCCAAUCGAGGCCAAGCUUCGACCUGUGAAGAUGGGAAUGGGGUUUAACGAUUUCAGGGAGACGAGCACUGGCUUGCCACCUGCUCCCGGGGGCACGGGUGCCCAGGAGAUGGUCAAAGAAGUGAAAGAGAAGCCCAAAGAGAAGCUAUGGCACGUGAGGAACCGAAACAAGAAAAAUAAGGAUUAUGUUACGGCAUCGGAGCUCCUCUCACAAAAGCAGGGAGUGGAGACAGUGCAAACUGUGCUGGAUAUGAGAGGGCCUCAGGUGCGGGUUUUAACAAAUUUAGAGAGCUUGAAUGCAGAGAAUGUUGCCAAGGAGGAGAAUAGACCUAUGCCUGAGCUGCAGCACAAUAUCCGCCUCAUAGUAGAUUUAGCUGAAGCAGAAAUUCAAGUGUGUGACAGGAAGCUGGCACACGAAAGAGAUUCCAUAGUGAUCCUGAAGAAAGAAACAGAACGGUUGCAGAUUGAGGUGGCUACUCAGAAACAACAAAUAGAUGUCAUCGAAACCAUCAUGGGUUCAAUACAAAAGUUGCAGGAGAAGAUUGCCGCUGGUGGGAUGAGUCUCGAGUCCAUGGCUGGUUCGUUCGCUACUCUGCAGGCAAGGCAUAGGGAAGAUUACAAAGUUUAUGACGUAGGGAUAAUUGCUCUGUCAUACGUGCUGCCCUCCUUGGUGUCUCUGUUCCGUGGUUGGGAACCACUUCAACAUCCGCGUCAUGGCAUUGAGAUUAUGAGCGCAUGGCAAGGUCUCCUGCAGGGCGAUGAACCAAAGGAUUACUCUGUUUUUCCGGAUACAGAAUCUGCAUACGGAGGUACUUCUUCACCUUACACUCAACUAGUGAUGGAGGCUGUCAUGCCUGCGGUCCGCACAGCAACUACGAAUUUUUGGGAACCACGGGAUCCGGAGCCGAUGUUGAGGUUUCUCGAAGCAUGGGAUAAGCUGUUACCUUCUGGAAUCCUGCAAAACAUCUUGGAACAGCUGGUCAUGCCGAAAUUGUCAGUAGCUGUAGAUAUGUGGGAUCCUCGUCAAGAAACAGUACCCAUACACGCCUGGCUUCAUCCAUGGCUUCCGCUUCUCGGUUCACGUAUGGAGGGUCUGUAUCUGCCCAUAAGAUACAAGCUUACCACUGCUCUCCAGGCCUGGCACCCGAGUGAUACGUCAGCUUACUCCUUGCUGUCCCCAUGGCAGGCUGUUUUUGAUGCUGGCAGUUGGGAGCAGCUGCUAGUCCGGUCGAUUAUGCCGAAGCUCAUGUAUGCACUUCAAGAGUUAGUCGUGAAUCCUGCCCAUCAGCAGCUAGAAGAAUUCAAUUGGGUUAUGGCUUGGGCCACAGCCUUGCCAGCCCAUCACAUGGCCGGAAUGUUGGAAUCCGGCUUCUUCCCAAAGUGGCAGCAGGUGUUAUAUCACUGGCUGUGUUCAAAUCCCAACUUCGAUGAGGUUACUCAAUGGUACUUGGGCUGGAAAUCGUUGUUCCCCGCGGAGCUGCUUGCAAAUGAGAGGAUACGGAGGCAGCUGAAUGUGGCACUGGACAUGAUGAACCAGGCCGUCGAGGGAGCUCCGGUUGUCCAGCCAGGUGCGAGAGAGAACGUAAGCUACCUACGAGUCACAGAGCAGCGCCAUUUCGAGUUUCAGCAACAAGCGGCCUUCACCAAACAACAACAGCAACAUGCGGCGUCCACCUAUGGAGUCGACAGCUUUGGAACAGAAAAUAUCAGUCUGAAGGAGAUUGUGGAGGGAUUUGCUCAAGAUAACGACAUCCAGUUCGUUCCGAAGCUUGGGCGUGUACAUGAGGGUUUACAGGUAUACGCAUUUGGUGCGGUUAGUGUAUGCGUCGAUACUGCCAAGCAGAAGCUGGUUGCUCAGACAGGAGACACAUGGGUGUCUGUUUCCUUGGAUCAGCUUCUGGAAAUGAACCGCAGUCGAAGCGGAAGGCGGUGGAAGUAAGUCUUUUGAUCUGAACCUGGAUGCAUGAGAAGCUCUGCGUCUGCAAUCGCUCGUGACAAGAAACUUGGGAAACAUGUUCAAGGAGCAGUUUGUUUUUCGAGAACGUCUUUGAAGAAUCGAUGCAGAGCUCGCAAACGUCGAUGCACAAAGUCCAUCGACCUUUGCUGGGGAGUUCCUUCGUCCGCGGGAAACUGCGCAUGGCAGCUGUCGAACACUCGUUGAUACCUGAGUACUCGACAGACCGUGGAAUGAAGAAGUGAGUUUCGUUGGUUUUGGCGCUCUGCCUUCUACCUCUCCACCUGGUUAAAUCGAUGGCAGACGUGCCGAUGGAAGGUACACGCCGAAGUCAAGCCAGAAGCGUACUGGUGUUUGGAGCGCUCAAUACAGUAUCAGGAUUCGCCAGGUGAAUUUCAGCUUCUUGAUCUCUUAUGAUGAAGCUCAUGAUCCGCGUGAAGCAUCGUUCUGGAGUAUUGAAGACACCUGCUUCUACAAACAAGAGGUGAAGGGAUGAUGGAUAAAUCAAUUUAUUGCCUUUCAAGGACCUGUACAUGGAAUCAGAUUGCGAGGAUUCAAAAAUCUCCUCUGGCGCCAGAGGAGAUUUUUGGCAUACAUUGCCGUUGAUCAUGAUUUGGAACAGGGGUCAGUAUAUAAACUGACGAGAGGAACCUCAUCCCUCCAUCAAUGGGCCUAGCUGGUAGUAUAUGUCGAAGAUUUGGCGUCGUUUAUGGACCCUUCUGAAUCAGGGGUCUGCCGAUCUUGUUCUUCUGUAGUUCGUAGUUCGCAGAAUCGCAGAAAAGAACCUUAAAGUUUUUCUGUACAGAAGUGGAGAACUUUGAACUGAAGCUUCUCAACCUCUAGCCGAGAUCGUACUCACUUCUGAGAGAUGACAACAAGCUUAAGGUUUGCUGACUUCUCAAGUUCAAAGUGAAGUCUGUGAACAGGAAACUUUUUUAAAUAUCUGAGCCACCACCGGUUCCAUUCCUGAUCUAUUCCAGGAUAAAUCUCCAUGUUCGAGGAAAGCAUUCGUCGAGUCCCAAGAUUAUUCGACUCUUGUAAAGAGUACCAAUCUUCUCCUUGAACCUGUAGCAGUCCUCUCCGUAAGAAGUAUUUGUGUACGCUUACUUGGGGGUGCAAUCCAUCAUAUCUUUAUAACUUCAGUGUUUAUCCACGUUGCGUCUACUGUUUUCAGUAGACAUAACCUGGAUUGUAUUGAAGUUACACUGGCCAAACCAUAUCUAGUGAGUAAAGCUUAGCUGAAUCUCACGUUCCAAUCCCUGCACUUCCCACCUAGUUCUAGAGUUGUAGACUUUUCCAAGUAACUGUUUCCAAGAUAGGGAGUAUGGAUGUUACAAAAACUUGAUUUGGCAAUACAUAUAGAUUGACUGCAGGUGCACUCUGCCCCUGCCGGGUUAAUCAUUGAAACGUGAAA
Molecule: messenger RNA, 4315 nt
Organism: Marchantia polymorpha subsp. ruderalis
Lineage: Eukaryota; Viridiplantae; Streptophyta; Marchantiopsida; Marchantiales; Marchantiaceae
Source: the annotation of a GenBank genome assembly